Anopheles cruzii is the source of this 3043-nucleotide messenger RNA. It is a transcript of the gene Enoph, whose product is annotated as enolase-phosphatase E1. NCBI's taxonomy places the organism in Eukaryota, Metazoa, Arthropoda, Insecta, Diptera, Culicidae. Bases 330 to 2261 code for a protein of 643 amino acids. Gene Ontology annotation, molecular function: magnesium ion binding; acireductone synthase activity. The transcript is spliced from 6 exons. The record is from RefSeq and is a predicted model, not a curated record.
GGAACGCUGCCUACAGAUUUUGUGCGAUCUGGUCCGUUACUGUUCAUUGUAAUAGAAGGUGAAAAAUCUAAAAAACCAGGGUUAUAUUGUUGCUUUGUAUGCUGCGGAAACAAAGCAAAGAAAAUUUACAUUUAAAAGGUUCCAGUCUGGUUUAUAGCUACGGCGACAGUGGUAUACAGUUUCAUCGUUCUUCCAUCGGCGGUGUGUAGUCGGUGUCAUCCUAACCUCUUUUCUGGUGCACCAAGCUCUGUGCAUAAAGGAAGCAUCUCUGCCGGGAGUGUUAAAUCCUGCGUGUGUGUCUGUGGUACUGGUCCAAUCCAACGGAAAAAAUGGCAGUCGUUACCCUUGGCGAAAAAGUUCUCUCGGCCAAGUCCAUCGUUUGCGAUAUCGAGGGGACUACAACUUCGAUUAGUUUUGUAAAGGAGGUCCUGUUUCCUUAUGCACUAAAAAAUACCGAAGAGUAUUUAAAAGCUAACUGGAAUGAAGAAGCUACAAAAACUGUGGUCGAAGCAUUGCGCGAGCAGGCCAAUGAAGAUAAGAAAGCAGAUAUCGAAGGAGUUGUUACCAUCGCAACUGCUGGGGAAUCUGACGAAAUUAUUCAAGACCUUGUCAAAAACAUCGAAUGGCAAAUGUCAAAUGAUCGCAAGACAGGAGCACUUAAGACGCUGCAAGGAUUAGUUUGGGCCAAAGGCUAUAAGGACGGGACUAUCAAAGGCCAUGUUUACGAGGAUGUGCAGAAGGCGUUUGAACAGUGGGAUGAGUGUGGUCGAAAGGUGUACAUUUACUCAAGCGGAAGUGUUGAUGCGCAAAAGCUUCUUUUCGAAAACAGUGAACAAGGCAACCUCCUCAAAUUUCUAUCGGGACAUUAUGAUACUAAAAUUGGAGCCAAGCGCGAGAAAGAAAGUUAUUUGUCUAUUUUGAAAAAUAUCGAUGCUGAAGCCGAAGACGUGGUUUUCCUUACAGAUGUCGUAGCAGAAGCAAAAGCCGCUAAGGAAGCUGGAGUGAACGUGGUACUUCUAGAUCGGCCUGGCAAUGCCGAGCUUUCCGAAGAAGAUCGUAAAGAAUUUCCAGUUAUUAAGACGUUUUCUGAACUCUCGUUCACAAAUGUAAACGAGGAAAACGGAUCAUCGGCAACCGCGAAAAGGAAAAUUGACGAAACUACCGACGUCGCAGAGGACAAUGCUCAGGAACCUCCGAACAAACAGAUAAAGGUUGACGAAGUAAAAACCAAUGAAAAAAUUACAGAACCACGAGAAGACAUGGAGGAGGAAGGAGCUGCUUCUGUUAUAACAAAUGUACCAGAGAAUGAUAACACGAAGAACGAAAAGGAUGUUGAAUCAAAAUGUGAUGAAAACAUGGAAGUAGAUGAUACUGUUGUUGAAAAAAAGCGCAAAGAGGAAAUCGAAAAGGAUGCGAUUGAAACCAAGAAGGAUGAUAAAGUAGCUUCCAAAUCAGAAAAGAAAGAGGAAAUAAUAGUAGACGUUACUGAAAAGACAACAGAAGAGAAAGAGAAAAAUGAAAAAUCAGAAGUCUCAAUUACUAUGGAUACCAUCGAACCCGAAACAGAAAAAGAAACAGAAAAAGAAAAAGAAAAAGAAAAGGAAAAAGAUAGCGCCAAUGACAAACAAGUUGAAAACAAUGAUGAGUCGAAAGAGCUUAAUGAAAACCCAAUAAUCAAACAAACUUCUGACGAAAUAGACGGCCAAGACAAUGAAAAGACAAAAAACGAAGUAAACGACAAACAAAUGGAAGAUAAAGUUGAUAGCGUUGAAGUUGACAAGUCUAACAAGAACGAACAGAUUGAAAAGGCUGAAGAAACGAAUGGAAUCGAAAAAAAGACCACCUGCGCAAUCGCAGAGGUAGAUACCGGAGCAAAGGAGGUGAAGGAGGUGAAGGAAGAUAUGGCAAGCAGUUCAAAUACCGAAACGCCAUUAAAUAACGGCCAAGUUGAACAAACGGCUCCUAAAGAAGAGGAUGGCGAAUCGAAAGCAGACCAAGCCACACGGAACGGAAAGACUGAUGAUGAAUCAAAUGCUACAAGCAAUGGAAGCAGCUCUGCAAACCCCACAGAAGAAGAAAAAAAUUCAGAAAGUGAUAAGGAAAAUGACACAUCGCUUCAAAAUUGUGAAACUGAUGAAGUAACAAGCGAAAAAAAUGGAAAUAAUGCAGAUACCGCCACUAGUAUUGGGGAAGACGCUACCACAGUGGAAGGAAAAAAUAAGAAGGUGGCAGAAACGGUACCGACUUUCGACAGCAAUUGAAGGCGAAUUGUAAGUCGUACAGGUUUGAUUCAUUAAAUUUCCGCCGGCCGAGUACUUGUUUUUACCUAGCGGAUUCCAUAGAAAAACCACGAUCAUUUGUAUGUGCGUUUAGUGUUAAAAUGACGAAGGCGAGAGUCGAAAUUAAAACGAAGAAUCUUACUGUUAACGAUUACCUUUAAUAUUAUCAUAAAAUAAGAAGAAUAAUUAACGAGAAUUUGUCUUGCCCAGGAGACUCCAAUUUUUACUAACUAUUUUUUAAAGUCUUAUUCAUAUCAUUUGUUGCCACACAACGAGAGCAUCGAACAAGUUAAAUAAUCUGAAGAACGUAAAAUCGAUCCAUUUUGCGGUACCGUGACACAUAUGAGAAAGAAUAUAUUGAAAGUAAUAACAUGUGUCAUGCUGUAUAAGCAAGCUACUCAUAGUAAUUAAAAUAUUUAUUUUUGCAUCAUUCCAAUUGAAAUCUACUUAAAUAUUGUUUGGUCCUGGUUCGUUAUGUCACUUUCUCCUUUUGUUUUAUUAAAAACAACAUAAAUAUUUCGAAACAUAGCAAUAAAUUAUUAUAUACGAGGGGCGUUCAAAAAGUAAUGAUAAUUUUGCAUUUACUCGGGCUACAUAAGUCCGAUUUUCGAUUUUUUUUGUGGCGAAAAGUUACUACACAUAUCAGUGAUUUAUGGUGAACAUUUCGGCCAUUUUGAGUAAUCGGUCAAUUUUUGACAGCUGUUUAGCUUGGACAAGAUUUGACUCAUCUUCGAUGCCGUCUUUAUCGCCUAAAUCGUAUCGUG